AUGGCGCGGGCGCCGCCGGGCCUGCUGAGGGGUCGCGUGGAGUCGCUGCUGGCGGACUACGAGUCCGAGCGGGCGGCGGAUGUCUUCGGCCUGGGCCCCUCCGGCAACGCCGCGACGCGGGAGCAGUGGUUCCAGGACACCGUCUCCUCGGACUUCAGCUUCCUGGCCGCCGUGCACCUCGCCUCCGAGCGCCUGGCCACGCCGAAGGGCUCCGCCGCGGUCUACCGCUACCAGUUCGACGGCUUCGGCGGCCGCGGCGACGCUUUCCACGCGGCCGAGCUGGGCCUGAUGCUGGGCGAGGGCAGCCGGGAGGCGCCCGAGACCCAGCGCGCCGUGCGCAACGCCUGGCUGGACAGCUGGGCCGCCUUCGCGCGCACCGGCGACCCCAGCACCGCCGCCUGGGACCCGUGGGGGGUGACCGAGACGUUCGCGAAGCCUGUGGUCCGGAAGCGGCGCGCGAAGGAGGAGGCGGGGAAGAAACAGGACAAGUUCCUAGAGGAGGCGGGACCCCAGGUUGGUCAGCUCGCAAGCUACCUGAAGAAGGAGCUCGGCGAGAUGAUCACCGACAAGCUGGGGGAGCAGGACACCAGGAUGCAGGCGAUCGAGGAGAAGAUGCCAGGAUUGGCCAAGGUCUCGGAUGAGGGCUCCGACUAUCUGGAGAAUAGGCUCGAUGGUUCCUGUGAGAAGGUCGCCUCCUUGGAGGAAAGACUGGCGAAGCUUGAAGCGGCCGAUCCUGCGCCUGGUGAUCCUGGACUGGCGGCAGAGCUGGCCGAGAUCAGGAAGAAGGUUGAGGCCAAGACUAGCCUCAACGAGGGCCAGAAUGACGGCGAGCUCACAUAUGAGUGCCGGCUCAUCGCCUACGUCGCGAACCUUGGCUGGGACACUCCAGCUGCGGAGGCUUCCUGUGAAGGUAAUCGCAAGCAGUUUACCAAAAACGCCCGGAGGACGAAAAACGAGCAGAAGCCGAACCGCAUGACGCACAGGAUCCACGAAGAGUUGGAGCAGAUCGAGGGGAGGCGCGCUGGGGACAAGAAGGCGGUCACCAAGGACCUCUCCACGAAGUCUGUCAGGGUCGGCGACUCGACUGCGGGCUUCUGCAAAGGCUUGGAAUGGCAGUGGUGCCAGGCCGCCAGGGACCGGUACACCGUCGAGGACCUAGAUAUAGCAAAGGCUUACGCGGAGCAGCCUUGA
Molecule: messenger RNA, 1191 nt
Organism: Prorocentrum cordatum
Lineage: Eukaryota; Dinophyceae; Prorocentrales; Prorocentraceae
Source: the annotation of a GenBank genome assembly